Molecule: messenger RNA, 2034 nt
Organism: Arachis duranensis
Lineage: Eukaryota; Viridiplantae; Streptophyta; Magnoliopsida; Fabales; Fabaceae
Product: luminal-binding protein 5
Biological process (GO): protein refolding; endoplasmic reticulum unfolded protein response; cellular response to unfolded protein
Cellular component (GO): endoplasmic reticulum chaperone complex; endoplasmic reticulum lumen; membrane
Molecular function (GO): misfolded protein binding; heat shock protein binding; ATP-dependent protein folding chaperone
Source: RefSeq, a predicted model, not a curated record
UGAUGUCAAAGACCAAAGCAAUGGCGUUUCUACUUCUCUUUGCUUUACAAUUUAUGAUAGGAAUGGUUGUGGCAGCGGAUGAAUCAGCUAAUAACCUUGGCACAGUGAUUGGUAUUGAUCUUGGAACAACGUACUCGUGUGUUGGUGUUUAUAAGAAGGAUCACGUUGAGAUCAUCGCCAACGACCAAGGCAACAGGAUCACUCCUUCAUGGGUCGCGUUCACCGAUUCCGAGCGUCUCAUCGGAGAAGCGGCCAAGAAUCAAGCUCCUCUUAACCCUAAACGCACUAUCUUCGAUGUCAAGCGCCUCAUUGGGAGGAAGUUUGAUGACCCUGAGGUUCAGAGAGACGUAAAGUACUUACCUUAUAAGAUUGUGAACAAGGAUGGAAAGCCUUAUAUUCAGGUCCAAGUCAAAGGUGAAGACAAGGUGUUUAGCCCCGAAGAGAUAAGCGCCAUGGUAUUAACUAAGAUGAAGGAAACCGCUGAAUCUUUCUUGGGGAAGAAGAUAAAAUCCGCUGUCAUCACUGUUCCAGCAUAUUUUAAUGAUGCGCAAAGACAAGCCACCAAGGAUGCUGGCACCAUUGCGGGUCUUAACGUGGCGAGGAUAAUCAAUGAACCAACAGCGGCUGCUAUAGCAUAUGGUUUGGACAAGAAAGGAGGAGAGAAGAACAUUCUUGUCUAUGAUCUUGGUGGUGGUACUUUUGAUGUUAGCAUCUUGACCAUUGAUAAUGGUGUGUUUGAGGUUUUGGCUACAAGUGGAGAUACACAUUUAGGAGGAGAGGAUUUCGACCACCGCCUCAUGGAUUAUUUCAUCAAAUUGAUAAAGAAGAAGUACAACAAAGACAUCAGCAAUGAUAACAGGGCAAUUGGGAAGCUCAGAAGGGAGUGUGAGAGAGCCAAGCGAGCUUUGAGUAGCCAGCACCAAGUCCGGGUUGAGAUCGAGUCUCUUUUCGAUGGCAACGACUUCUCUGAGCCAUUGACAAGGGCCAGGUUCGAGGAACUCAACAUGGACUUGUUCAAGAAGACAAUGGGGCCUGUCAAGAGAGCUAUUGAAGAUGCAGGGCUCAAGAAAACAGAUAUUGAUGACAUUGUGUUGGUUGGAGGUAGCACUAGGAUUCCCAAAGUUCAACAGCUAUUAAUGGAUUUCUUUGAGGGCAAGGAACUCAAUAAAGGUAUCAAUCCUGACGAGGCUGUUGCUUAUGGUGCUGCAAUCCAAGGUGGGAUUCUUAGUGGUGAAGGCGGCGAAGAAACCAAAGACCUUCUCCUUCUUGAUGUUGCUCCUUUAAGUUUGGGAUUAGAGACAGUUGGUGGUGUCAUGACAAAAAUAAUACCAAGGAACACCGUUAUUCCAACUAAGAAGUCUCAGAUUUUCACUACUUACCAAGAUCAACAAACCACUGUGUCCAUCAAGGUUUAUGAAGGUGAAAGAGCCCUAACAAAGGAUUGUCGCGAACUUGGGAAGUUUGAUCUCAGUGGCAUUCCACCUGCCCCAAGGGGUGUGCCACAAAUUGAGGUUACUUUUGAGGUUGACGCCAAUGGAAUCCUCCAUGUGAAAGCAGAGGACAAAGCAGGGAAGAAAUCGGAAUCGAUCACCAUCACCAAUGACAAAGGACGUUUAAGCCAAGAAGAGAUUGAAAGGAUGGUUAAGGAGGCUGAAGAACUGGCUGAAGGCAAUAUGAGGAGCACCAUCAAUGAUAAAGACAAGCUCUCUGAUAAGAUUGAUUCGGAUGAUAAGGAGAAGAUAGAGGGCACAUUGAAGGAUGUUCUUGAAUGGUUGGAUGAUAACCAAAACGCAGAAAAACAAGACUUUGAAGAGAAACUGAAGGAGGUUGAGGCAGUGUGUAAUCCUGUUAUCAAGGAGGUGUAUGAGAAGAGUGGUGGUAGUAGCUCCUCUGGCUUCGAUGAUGAAGAAUCAACUGAUGAACUAUAGAGACUAACAGCUAAACAGCCACGUUAUUUUUUGUUGUCAUUAAUUCUUUGUUUACUUAGUUACUAUAGAAUAUAUCAUAAUGUAAUUGCGGGACAUCCUCUUUUUA